GCUUGCACUUCUCUGAACGCUUCUUUCAAUUUUCAACUAAGUUUUCAAUUGCCAUUUACCUACGUUUUUCAAACCUAUCCAGUAGGUUUAAAUAGCAUUAACACACCUUUUCGAUACACAAGUAGUGCAAAAUAAUGGUUGUAAGGCAGUAUAAUGAAGAACUUAAAUAUUUGGAAAAAAUUAAUCCAUAUUGUUGGAGAAUUAAAAAAGGCUUCCAACCAAAUAUGAAUGUUGAAGGAGUGUUUUACGUUAACAGUACACUUGAGAAACUAAUGUUGGAGGAGCUUAGGAAUUGUUGUAGACCUGGUAUGUCAGGUGGAUUCCUUCCUGGUGUAAAACAGAUAGCUAAUGUUGCAGCUUUACCGGGAAUUGUAGGCCGGUCAGUGGGAUUGCCUGAUGUUCAUUCUGGAUAUGGUUUCGCUAUAGGAAAUAUGGCAGCUUUUGAUAUGGAUGAUCCCAAAUCUAUAGUAUCUCCAGGAGGCGUAGGAUUCGAUAUAAACUGUGGUGUUCGUUUAUUGAGAACAAAUUUACAUGAGAAGGAUGUUCUACCUAUUAAGGAACAAUUAGCUCAGAGCUUGUUUGACCAUAUACCUGUUGGAGUUGGCUCCAAGGGUAUUAUUCCAAUGAAUGCACGUGAUUUGGAAGAAGCAUUAGAAAUGGGUAUGGACUGGUCUCUAAGGGAAGGUUAUGUUUGGGCCGAAGAUAAGGAACACUGUGAAGAAUAUGGAAGAAUGUUGAAUGCUGAUCCAUCAAAAGUCAGUCUCAGAGCAAAGAAAAGAGGUCUACCUCAACUGGGCACACUAGGAGCUGGAAAUCAUUAUGCAGAGAUUCAAGUUGUUGAUGAAAUAUUUGAUAAAUAUGCUGCUGGAAAAAUGGGUAUUGAAAGUAUUGGUCAAGUUUGUGUGAUGAUUCACUCUGGAAGUCGUGGUUUUGGGCAUCAAGUAGCAACUGAUGCUUUAGUGCAAAUGGAGAAAGCUAUGAAGAGAGAUAACAUAGAAACUAAUGAUAGACAACUUGCAUGUGCCAGGAUAAAAUCUGUUGAAGGUCAAGAUUAUCUUAAAGCUAUGUCUGCUGCUGCCAAUUUUGCUUGGGUGAACCGUAGCUCAAUGACAUUCUUGACCCGUCAAGCUUUUGCGAAGCAAUUUAAAAUGGCACCUGAUGAUCUUGACAUGCAUGUCAUAUAUGAUGUGUCUCAUAAUAUUGCCAAGGUUGAAGAACAUGUAGUAGAUGGGAAAUUGAAAACUCUACUAGUACAUAGGAAGGGCUCAACUAGAGCAUUCCCACCAAAUCAUCCAUUAAUACCUGUGGAUUAUCAACUAACUGGUCAGCCUGUACUUAUUGGUGGUACAAUGGGAACCUGCAGUUAUGUACUAACUGGUACUCAUCAAGGAAUGACAGAAACGUUUGGAUCCACAUGCCAUGGUGCUGGUCGAGCUCUGUCUAGAGCCAAGUCUAGAAGAAACAUAGACUACAAAGAAGUUCUAAACAAACUUGAAACUAUGGGUAUUUCCAUUAGAGUUGCAUCUCCAAAACUAGUAAUGGAAGAGGCACCAGAGUCAUACAAGAAUGUAACAGAUGUCGUAGAUACAUGUCAUGCUGCUGGUAUUAGCAAAAAAACUGUUAAAUUAAGACCAAUUGCAGUUAUAAAAGGAUGAACUCACUUUCCUAAUGUGAUUAUUAAUUAUCAUUCUUUUUAAAAACUGUUAAGACAGUUCAUAUAUUGAUUGAAUUAUCUAAUUAUACUAUAAUAAUAUGUAAUGGAUUUCCUAAAAACUUGUGAAGAAUUUGUAAAGUACAACAACAAAUCAGUUGAAAUAAGCACCAUGAAAAA
This is a messenger RNA of Bombyx mandarina (wild silkworm), 1831 nucleotides long. It is a transcript of the gene RtcB, whose product is annotated as RtcB RNA ligase. NCBI's taxonomy places the organism in Eukaryota, Metazoa, Arthropoda, Insecta, Lepidoptera, Bombycidae. Gene Ontology annotation, cellular component: tRNA-splicing ligase complex; nucleus. Gene Ontology annotation, biological process: tRNA splicing, via endonucleolytic cleavage and ligation. Gene Ontology annotation, molecular function: RNA ligase (ATP) activity; RNA ligase (GTP) activity. The record is from RefSeq and is a predicted model, not a curated record.